UCGCGGCCAUGAAUCUUCGAGCGAAAUGCAAAAUGGCGGUGAGUAUUACUUCAACUCGCUCUUACCUACCUGGACCUCCCGGUCUACUACUCUCCCUUAAAUUGUUUGACGAGCUAAUCUUUAUCUAGAGAUGAAUGCAAACCUCUCAGAGCGUUUCAGAGGCGGCCGCCGUCCAAAUACUCAUCAAGCGUUGACUACUGCUUUUGAGAAUGGUCUCGACCUCAGCUUGAACCUAGAAAUCCGCGACUACGUUCAAAAACAAGAAUCAAUCAAGCAAUCCUCGGAAAAAGACGCAUGGCUUUCCCAACCGGAGUUCCCCACCGUCGAAGAAUUGGCCAUUGCUGAAGCCGCCCUAACGCCAAACAAGAUCGAAGGCCCCUACAGAAGCAAAGAUAAAUACCUUAAGAUACAUUACGGCCUGCAGCGAGAAGAUGCAAUUGGCAGCCUCCGUGAUGCACUUCAAGAUUUUCGUCAAAAUCCGUCAGCCAAUGACACGACAAAGUACUCAGUCUACGAUCAGGUUCACAUUGUCGGCUUCACAUUUGCUCGACGAGGUCUUGCCGCAAGAAUACAGUUCUCGACGAAGAGAGCAGGAAAACGUAUCAGUUGGCAAACCAGCAAGAGACUGGUGUCAGGCUCCAUUGUUACAUUGAUUCGAGCGAAGGACAAACUCACGGAUCUGAAUGGCUUGGUGGUCGCAGUCGUGGCAGCAAGACCUCUCGCUGGAGUCUUAGCAGAACCCCCAGAGAUUGACAUUUACUUCGGCAAUCCUGAAGCGGUCCAAAUCGAUCCACAAGAGGAGUGGCUUAUGAUUGAGGCGAAGCAAGGGUAUUACGAAGCAUACCGACAUACAUUGAGAGCACUGCAGAAACUCAGCCAGGAAACCUUUCCUUUAUCUGAACAUAUCUGCCAACUAAACCCUUCUGUCGGAGCUCCGGCCUAUGUACAAGACAAUCCAAGUCUCGACCUUAGUGCGGCCGCGAAACAGGAUCAAAAGAAGGACUACGAGAAGAUAGACAUCACAAGAGAUUGGCCACCUGCCCCGAAAGACUCCCUUGACGACACUCAAUGGGAGGCUUUACAAGAGAUCAUCACGAAGAAGCUCGCCAUCAUCCAAGGACCCCCGGGGACGGGAAAGACCUAUGUCUCCAAGAUUGCAGUUGAGAUACUCCAAGCGAACCGAAAAGCAGGCGAUCCACCAAUCAUCAUCGCAGCACAGACAAAUCACGCUUUGGAUCAACUCCUCGGCCACAUAUCUCACUUUGAACCCAACUACGUUCGUCUGGGAGGUCGGAGCACGAAUCUGGAGGUCAAGAAACGUGCUCUUUUCGAGAUCCGGCAGAAGGAGAGAAUCAAACAGAUUCCGGGCGGUCUCUUUGGCAGAUCCAACAACCACCUGACCAAGCAGUCCAAAGCGAUGAGUUCCAUUCUGGAACCACUCUCGUUACCCGGGAGUGAUCCUUACUCCACUGAACGAGUUUCCGGACCGGCAUUCUUCCUGAAGCUUGGUGUCCUAAAUGCGCAGCAAGCGAAAUCACUAGAAGAUGGGGCGACACAGUGGGUGUCUACCACCACUUCGCUAGGCGGAUCAAUACAACUCUGGCUUGAUAGAGCUCUGCUUCCAUUCGAGGUCAAGUAUGCGCACGAUACUUAUGGGUUCGAUGAAGUCGAAGACGAGGAUUUAGAGUUUGAACAACUGAGAGAGAACGAGGACUCUGCAGGUGUCAAUGAUGAAGAAGACAUUGAGCUCCUGAAAGGGCCCUGGAUCAGAAUUCAAGAGAAAUUCACAGUCCGACCUGCAUCAUCAAGUGAUAUCGCCAAAGCCACCAAAUUGUUGGAUACAGCCACAGACCUGUGGAGAGUCCCUGACUACCUUCGAGGUCCCAUGUAUUCCGUCAUCCAAUCUCGAGCGAAGGCAGCUCUAGCAAGACAGUUCCGUGAAGCUGCAGUGACCUAUGAAAAGCUAGUCAAGGAGAAUCUUGUCGGCAAGUGGGAGCAGGAUGCAGUUUACCUUCAACGAGCUGCUAUAAUCGGCAUGACGACGACGGGUCUUAGCAAAUAUCGCCCUCUGGUCUCCGCCUUGAAACCCAAGAUCAUCCUCAUUGAGGAAGCAGCCGAAGUGUUGGAGGCUCCGGUCACGGUUGCUUGCAUUGAGUCGCUCCAACAUCUGAUCCUGGUAGGUGAUCAUCAACAACUCCAAGGACAUUGCAGCGUGCAGGAGCUGGAGGGUGACCCAUUCAACCUCAAUGUGUCUCUGUUCGAGAGACUUGUUCGCAAUAACAUGCCUUACAAGACGCUCUUGCGACAAAGACGAAUGGAUCCUGAGUUCCGAAGACUCAUUUCUGACUUGUAUCCGAAUUUGAGCGAUCAUCCAAGUGUCCUUGACCGUCCAGUCGAACAGUGGGGUAUGGGUAAAAUCAAAUCUUUCUUUUUCGAUCAUUCGUGGUCCGAGUACAAGGACGAGUCACUUUCGACAUAUAACGCGGAAGAGGCUAAGAUGAUCGCUGCCUUCUACCGUCAUCUGAACAAGAAUGGUGUGGGACCCGAACAAAUCACAGUGUUGACCUUCUACAACGGACAGCGAAAGAAGAUCUUGAAAGAACUCCGAGCUUAUACCGAUAUUACCGCAGGCUACCUUCAGGUCAAGACUGUCGACUCCUACCAAGGAGAAGAGAACCAUGUGGUGAUCCUAUCGCUCACCCGCAGCAACGAAGAUGGAAGGAUUGGUUUCUUGGCCAACAUCAACAGAGUGUGCGUUGCUCUCUCGCGUGCCAAAUUUGGCUUUUACAUCUUCGGAAAUGCUAGAGCAAUGAUGGCUGGCAGCGAGCUAUGGUAUAACGUCGUCCAACGAAUGCGCGCAAGCCCGAAACGCCUCGAGAACGUCUUACCCAUCCAGUGUAAGAAUCAUGGUAGAACAUGCCUCAUGCAAUAUCCAGAAGACUGGGCGAACACCGAAGGAGGUUGCCAAAACGCUUGUGACACAACCCUAAACUGUGGCCACCAAUGCCCAUUGUGGUGCCACCCCUACUCACAUGACAAGGUCCAGUGCCCAGAGGACUGCAUGAAAAAGUUGGCUUGUUCGCACGGAUGUGAUCGCAAAUGCUCACAACCUUGUUAUUGCUCUUGUGACGAGUUUGCACGAAUUCAAAAGCUGGAGAUGGAAGAAGCUUGGUCUAUGCCGGAUGCAUCCGCAGACCGACAGGCUACGCAGGAUAUCAGGGUUCCCCAAGGAUUCAAUGUUACAGCUCGGUUCGCGUAAUACUGGCCCGUCAUAUC
Molecule: messenger RNA, 3276 nt
Organism: Exophiala viscosa
Lineage: Eukaryota; Fungi; Ascomycota; Eurotiomycetes; Chaetothyriales; Herpotrichiellaceae
Product: P-loop containing nucleoside triphosphate hydrolase protein
Exons: 4
Coding region: 131-3259 (1042 amino acids)
Biological process (GO): regulatory ncRNA-mediated heterochromatin formation
Cellular component (GO): nuclear RNA-directed RNA polymerase complex
Molecular function (GO): helicase activity
Source: RefSeq, a predicted model, not a curated record